Daucus carota subsp. sativus is the source of this 1688-nucleotide messenger RNA. Its product is annotated as cytochrome P450 CYP72A219-like. NCBI's taxonomy places the organism in Eukaryota, Viridiplantae, Streptophyta, Magnoliopsida, Apiales, Apiaceae. Gene Ontology annotation, molecular function: monooxygenase activity; iron ion binding; heme binding. Bases 50 to 1591 code for a protein of 513 amino acids. The record is from RefSeq and is a predicted model, not a curated record. The transcript is spliced from 5 exons.
AGAGAACCAUACUUAAACAACCAGAACAACUCUCCACUAGCUAGUGAAUAUGGAAGUACUGUUUGCAGCUUCAGUAGCAAUCUCAGUUAUUCUAGCUAUACUUGCUCAUUCUGCACUGAAAUUACAUCAAAGGCUAUGGAUUAGGCCCAAAAAGUUGGAAAAACAAUUGAAAGAGCUGGGAUUUAAAGGCAAUCCUUAUAGAUUUCUGCAUGGAGACAUGAAGGAAUACUUCAGCAUAGCUCAAGCAGCAAAUUCCAAGCCUAUCAACUUCUCCCAUGACAUUGGAGCCCGGCUCUUGCCAUAUGAGCAUCGAAUCGUCGAAAAGCACGGUAAAAACUCAUUUGUGUGGUUUGGAGCCAAACCAAGGCUGAACAUUAUGGAUCCGAUGCUAGUUAAGGAGAUUUUGUUUAAGCAUGAGGAGUUUCAUAAAGUGUAUCCAGAUCCAAUUGCUGACCUUGUUGUAGGAGGGCUUUCGACAACUCAUGCUGAGACAUGGACAAGACGUCGGAAGAUUCUUAAUGUAGCUUUUAAUGUUGAGAAGCUAAAGGGCACAUUACCGGUACUUUACUUGAGUUGUAAAGAUACAGUCAGUAAGUGGAAGGGAUUAGUCUCAGCAGGAACAACUGAAAUUGAUGUUUGGCCUUAUAUAGAAAUUCUGGCUCGUGAUAUGAUUUCGCGAGCAGCUUUUGGCAGUUUUUAUGAAGAAGGAAGAAGAAUAUUUCAACUCCAUGAUAUGCAAGCUGAUCUCGCCUUCCAGGUCAUGGUAUCUAGUUACAUCCCCUGGUCGAGGCACUUCAAAUUUGGAGCAAACAAGAAAAUGAAAGAAUUAAACAAGGAGAUGACUGGUCAACUGACUCGAAUCAUCAAAAAACGAGAGAAGGCACUUAAAAUGGGACAGAAGGUAAACACUGAUGACUUGUUGAGCGUAUUAAUGGAUGCAACGAAGAAGGAUAUACAGGAAGGAUCGGGAAUGAGUAUGGAAGAAGUGAUUGAUGAGUGCAAGUUGUUUUACUCAGCUGGAGCCGAUUCAACUGCACGUUUGCUUGUGUGGACUAUUGUAUGCCUGAGCAAACAUGGUGACUGGCAAUCUCGUGCCAGAGAAGAGGUUUUCCAAGUAAUGGGUGAUAAAGAUAUCGACUGUGAAAAGCUUAACCAGCUCAAAAUUAUAACGAUGAUAUUGAACGAGGUGCUUAGGUUAUAUCCACCAUCAGCUCUGCUCCUGCGAGCUACUUCCAAGAAAAUGAAACUAGGAAAUCUGACUAUACCCGCGUGGGUGCACUUGACCAUGCCAGUCAUUUUUCACAACCACGACAGUGAAAUUUGGGGUGAAGACGCGAAAGAGUUUAAUCCACAAAGGCUUUCUGAAGGCAUUUCUAAUGCAACAAAAGGAUCUCCCGUGUUCAUUCCAUUCAGUUGGGGUCCUAGAACGUGCAUCGGCCAACACUUGGUCCUGAUAGAAGCCAGGAUCGCGAUUGCAAUGAUCCUGCAGAGCUUCUCACUUGAGCUUUCUCCGUCCUAUUUACAUGCUCCCGAGCUUACUUUUCUCCUUAAACCUCAGUAUGGUGCUAAAAUUAUACUGCAAGAGCUAUAAACUGCAUUUGUUUGCAGUGAAAUGGUUCAGGUUUGCUGUUGUAUUUCAGAAAGUGGGCUACUUAUAUGUCCUCUAAUAAUGACCAAUAUUUUUUUUA